GGCGGGGCAAAAUAAAAGUGAAACUAAAGGUUGAACAGCCGCUCGAGUCCUGGAAGCAUUUCCACUGACUUGUGAUCGGUCAGGUGUACAGGGAAUUCCUUAAGAUGGCGACGUGGCCUGAGAUGUCAGCAAUCAGCUUCAGUCCAGAUGAUCCAGUGAUCCGGAUUCUUCUGAUGGGCAGAGACGGUUCUGGGAAAAGCUCAUCUGGAAACACUAUACUAGGAGAAAGAAAGUUUAAAGUCCAAAAACGUAGGAAGAAACACGAAGCUGAAGUCUGUGAAGAAGUAAUGCAGAUUGGUGGGAAGCAGGUGCACGUGAUAAACACUCCAGAUCUGCUGGAUCCAGAUUUGAGUAAAGAGAAGCUGAAGAUGUUGAAAGAGCAGCUUGUUUCUCGAUGUUCAGCAGGUCUCAGUGCAGUUCUGCUCACAGUUCCUCUAGAGGAACCUGUGCAAAAUGAAGAAGAGAUCCUGGAUUAUAUUAGACAUUUAUUUGGUCCUGAAGUUCAGAAAUACAUCAUGAUUCUGUUCACACACAAAGAUGAACUGGAGGAUCUGGAUGAGACCAUUGAUGAACAUCUACAGAAGAAAAACAAUGCAGAUCUACAGCAACUGGUGUCUGAAUGUGGAGGAAUGUUUCACUGUUUCGAUAACAAGAAAAAGUCAACUGAUCAGAUACAAGAACUACUGCAGAAGAUUGAAGGAAGGAUGAUGGAGAAUGGAGGGAAAUUUAUCAUGAAGCAAAUGAGGAGACGUAACAGCAUGGAAACUGCUAAAAUCAACUUUUCAGGAGAGUCUCCAUCAGAAGAUCCAGAUGUGAUUCCAGUGAUUCCUGAAAGGAAAGACCAGAUCAGGCUGGUUCUGCUGGGAAAAACCGGAUCUGGGAAAAGUGCCACUGGAAACACCAUCAUCGGCAGAAACGUGUUCAAAUCCUCCACUAGUACAGUCUCUCAGACGAAACAGUGUCAGUCAGAAACUACAGUGAGGAUGGGUAAACAGAUCUCAGUGAUCGACACACCUGGACUUUAUGAUACUGAACUCAGUGAGGAGGAAGUUAUAAAAGAAAUAGUUAAAUGUGUAAUGUUCACUUCUCCUGGACCACACACUUUUAUUAUUGUGAUGAAAACAUCUCGAUUCACUGAGGAAAAUAAGAAAACAAUAGAGAAACUCAAAGAAGUGUUUGGAGAACAGAUAAUAAAACACACCAUGAUCCUCUUCACACACAAAGAUCAGUUAGUCAAGGAAAAUAAAACCACUGAGCAGUUUCUAAAGGAAAGUGACCCAGAACUUCAGUCCCUCAUACGCAGUUGUGGAAACAGAUUCGUCUUUCUGGACAACAACUCUGCCAGUUUCCCACAGUUCAAAGAUCUGAUCAGUAAAAUAGAGAUGAUGGUGGCAGAAAAUGGGAGGCACUUCACUAAUGACAUGUUCAGUGAAACAGAGAAACACAUUCAGGAGAUUCAGAAGCAGAAAUGGGAUGAGAAAGAGAAGCAGCACAAACAAGUCCCUCAAACAGAAUGGGAGAAUAUAUACUGCCGGUUAGCAGAGUGUCGACGUGAUGCUCUGGAGUUCAUUGUUGCCGAAAUCUGUGUAAGCAGUUUAGCUUUAUAUCUGAAGAAAGCAUCAAUAAAGCCUGCAGUUGGUCUUGAGGGGGCUGUGAUCCUGGCUAUGAAGAUAAAACAGAGGAUGUGUGCAAUUCAGUGAGAGCACUCAAUGAUAAUUACAUAUAUAAGCUUACUGACGGACCAGCAACCUGUUGAGAUUUUUUAUAAAACUGUUUAAACUGCUGUUUAAAAUUCUGUAUUAUAUUGUAUUCUUUAUUGCCACUUGAUGGCUUUUUUAGAACGCUAAUGUGUUUUACACACUGUGCACUUUUAUAUUAUAAACAAAUGCCUAAUGACACUGGAAUCCACUAAACUCAUGUAAACUGGAGCAGCUGUUUGAGGGAUGGAGAUUUUAAUAUUGUGAGUACUCAGAAUCUGUCAUAUUUUCUUUCACAACCAAUUAAAGGAUUAGUAUACGCAAAAAAUGAGAGUUCUGUCAUUUUG
Molecule: messenger RNA, 2044 nt
Organism: Cyprinus carpio (common carp)
Lineage: Eukaryota; Metazoa; Chordata; Actinopteri; Cypriniformes; Cyprinidae
Product: GTPase IMAP family member 8-like
Exons: 4
Coding region: 105-1700 (531 amino acids)
Molecular function (GO): GTP binding
Source: RefSeq, a predicted model, not a curated record